AUGCCUCCUAGGCUCCCGCACCCCGAGGCCUUGUCCCUCAAUCGCUCCGGCUGGGCUGCGCAGUUUCUCAUCGACACCACCAGCAAGCGUUUCUUCGGCAUCAGGUCUCUCACCCCGCCCAAACACAGUCGAUAUAAUGCCGGACCGGAUAUUCCUGUACUCAAAUCCACACCGGCAGCCGCCUUGGAACGCCGAAUAAAAGCAGACACCAUGCCGCUCCGAACGGGUCUGCUGGCCAUCAAAAAGGGCAUGACGGGUUUAUACGAUCCCGAGACGGGGAAGCGCACUCCAUGCACCGUUCUGCAGCUUGAUCGAUGCCAAGUCGUUUCCCACAAGACAAUGGAUAAACAUGGAUAUUUCGCAGUGCAAAUAGGAAGCGGGUUUAAAAACCCUGAGCGAUUGACGAAUUCGCUUGUCGGUCAUUUUUCGGUGAACGGUGUUGCCCCCAAACGAUACGUCCAUGAGUUCCGGGUGCGAGACGAGUCUGGGCUGCUUGGGAUCGGCGAGACCUUACAUGCGGAUUGGUUCCAGGUCGGACAAUUUGUCGAUGCGCGCUCAAAUACGAAAGGUAAAGGGUUUGCCGGUGUGAUGAAAAGGCACGGUUUCCAUGGUCAGGAUAGGAGCCACGGUGUCAGUUUAACCCAUCGUUCUAUGGGUUCUGCAGGUCCAAGUCAAGGAGGUGGUUCUCGAGUUUAUCCUGGCAAGAAGAUGGCUGGAAAUAUGGGCAACGUGCAGAAUACUUUGCAGAACUUGAAGGUUUUACAAGUCGAUCGUGAGAACGGCUUGAUUGUUGUGAAUGGCUCUGUCAGCGGACCCAAGGGCUGUCUUGUCAAACUUCAAGAUGCACUCAAGAAGCCAUGGCCAAAAGUUGAUGCACAACCUAAGCUGGAAACGGUGACUGAAGAAUCAUAG
This is a messenger RNA of Talaromyces atroroseus, 912 nucleotides long. RefSeq names its product 54S ribosomal protein L9, mitochondrial. The transcript has 2 exons. Gene Ontology annotation, molecular function: structural constituent of ribosome. Gene Ontology annotation, biological process: translation. The coding region runs from base 1 to 912 and encodes 303 amino acids. The record is from RefSeq and is a predicted model, not a curated record. Gene Ontology annotation, cellular component: ribosome; mitochondrial large ribosomal subunit. Lineage: Eukaryota; Fungi; Ascomycota; Eurotiomycetes; Eurotiales; Trichocomaceae.